AGACAGUUGUAUAAAAAGCAAGUUGUUGUCUACAACACUCGUCAUACGUAAAACUUAAGGUUGCGAGUUAAGAACAUUCUUAAAAAAUAAAAUAAACCAAUUGUCGGUUUAUUUAACAAAAAAAUUUAAUAAAUAAACAACAUUUUGGAAUAGGUGCUAAUUUUAAUAAAAUAACACAAAAUGCGCUCUCUAUUAUUGUUCGCUAUUUUGGCCUGCUUUUUGGCCUUGGCCUGGUCUGCUGCUGUAGCAAUACAACCUGAACCAGAAACUGCAGUCGCUGAAACUUUAUUUGAUGUAGACACAGGUGUUGAGGAGCACAGCAAUGAGAGUGCCCGCCAAGCGCGUCAAUUCUUUGGUGUUGGCUACUAUGGCCGUCCCUAUUAUGGAGGCUAUGGCUUUGGCGGUUACCGUCGUCCCUACUAUGGUGGUUAUUAUGGCGGCUACGGUCGCCCUUACUAUGGCGGUUAUUAUGGUCGUCCAUACUAUGGAGGUUAUGGCGGUUUCUAUGGUUAAACUAAUUUUUCAGUUAAUUGUGUCGUUGUAUUUUGUAAAUAUGUAACUGUUUUAGAGUUAAGAAAAUAAAAUAAUAUAAAUAUUUAUAUUAAUAAAAAAAAAUUUUAAUUUAAACUUUG
Lucilia sericata (common green bottle fly) is the source of this 632-nucleotide messenger RNA. RefSeq names its product protein suex-1-like. The transcript has a single exon. The coding region runs from base 181 to 513 and encodes 110 amino acids. Lineage: Eukaryota; Metazoa; Arthropoda; Insecta; Diptera; Calliphoridae. The record is from RefSeq and is a predicted model, not a curated record.